AGCCUAGGCCCGCGUCUCUGGUGAUUGAUUCCUAGGUAGUGGCCACGGCCUCGUGUUGCCUGCUCCAAAUCGCCUUCUUGUACCAAUCCACGCAUAACAAGAACGUGAUGCUAGGUCCUAACGUUUCUUCUCUUGUUUGGAUUUGGCUGGUUGCCGUAAUAUAGUUUGCGGAAAACUUUGCAAUAGUCAAAUUCCACGGAAUUCUUGAUUAUGUGCUGCACUUGCCUCUUAUCAAGAUAAUUUCUAGCAGUGAAGCAUGAUUCUCUUAUGUCAUGUAGUAGUAUUUAGAUGUUAAGAUGCUGUGUGAAUAAACGCAAGGACCCGAGCUUACAAGUGGAAAAAAAGAUCAUACUCAUUUUUUGCAGUACUACGAUGUUAAUGUCAUGUCAUAGUAUGUGCUGAAUUUGAGCGUUCCUUGUUUUUAACCUUUUAUUGUUGAAUGGGUUAUAGAAUGGAACCUAUUUCAAUGGGUUUCUUUUUGAGUGCCGAAAUUUAUAUUGAUUCCACUCGAUUGAUUGGUGAAGCUUCUUGCUGGGAGUUCUUUUUAAGGAAUAUAGAGGAAAGGUAUAGACGGGUAGCCUGAUGGGAUUUCUUCCUUGGGAGUCAGAGGAACCGGUAGCAAAUGGGAGCUCAUCUAUUUGGAUGAUAAGCCACCACCACAGCUUCUCUGCCACCUUUCAGGUAAACCCUGAUAUGGUUCCAGAGUAUAAAUCAAAUAUGGUACAAAGGCAUUUCAUCUCAGCUAGGAGACACAUCAUAAGACCAACCGAUCAAGGUUAUGCCCAAGGUUACAAUAUCAUGUUUACAGAUUGCUUCACGUUUCUGAUAGCCUCUCAGGACUCACUGGAUGCACUAAAUGAGAAUCUUAAAGAACAUGUACCAAUGAACCAUUUCAGACCAAAUAUUUUAGUGGAUGGAUGCCAACCAUAUUUGGAGGACCCAUGGAAAAUCAUAAAGAUAAACAACCUAAUAUUUGAAGGCGUGAAGCUAUGCAACCAUUGCAAGUCAGUUUAUGUCUUUCAAGAGCCCAAUAUGCCAGACAUUGUUGUAAAUGACUAAUGCACGAACAAAUGAGGUGAUGGUGACUGCCAAUAUUCAUUCGGUUCUUUUUAGAAAAUAUAUCAAUGCCACGUGUAAACAUUAACUAUAAAUAUAAAAUUCUUAUUCAUGACUUUUUUAAAACAUGUGCGCGCACAUGGGCACGUGCUGUACGGUGACCGGUCCUACCUGCCGAGCCUCGUCCUCUCCAUGCGGUACCUGCACAGCGCGCUCGCCGCAAUGGGGUUCCAGGGGAGCGUCAAGGUCUCCUCCGCGCAUGCCUCUCUUACGUGCUUGCAACACCGCCGGCCCUCAGGGUGCCGUCGCCCUCAAGCUUGCCGCUCCUCGUCGCCGACGCGGCGGGCUCCUCGUCCUCACAGCUGCCCAUCCGGGCCUCCCCGGCCGUGGUUCACGUCGAACCCGCGUACGAAUGGCGUUGCAGGGACACGCAGUCGCCGUCUCCCAGUUCCAAAUCGGUAACCGGCUGCAUUGCCUGCCGCCGGCAUUGUAGCAGUUAGCAACUGAAAAGGAGGAUCUUUUUCGGGUAGACCUUUACAAGUUUAGAUUUGGAAUCAUUAGGUGUUUUCAAAUACAAUUUUGGGAUAUGUCUUUUUGGCAUCUAGGUGUUCUCAAAUUCAAUUUUGGGACGAUAUGCCUUAUUUGCAUCUGCUGUUUCCAAAGUUCCUUGUUUUUUGAACGAGAUAGUGAGCUUAGUACAUUAAGCAUGAGAGCUUAUAACUGGCUCAUUUUUCAGCUGGGUACUUACCAAUUGCUGUGGCUGCGGUACCAUUGAAGGUUAAUUUGGUCGACCUUGUGACAGGAUUAUCACCUGCUUUAGCUUCCUUUUUCUCUGUUUGCUAACAAAAAAAAAAGUCUAACGACAAGAUGAUCCAUAUGUGCAGUUCGUGAUGCUUGUUUCGAUCUGUUUUGGUCAAUUCUUGCUUCUUCUCUUAAAUGAACGAGCAGCGCUCCUGCUUACUUUUUAAAAUAAAAAACUUCUCUGAGCACAUUAUUAUAUCGGCAUCUUCCUACCUGACAAAGGGUUGCAGGGUAGUUUAGCGUGUCCAUUAUAUGUUCUAGUGACAAACUAGAAAUAAUCGCGGCGUUGCCGCGUAUGGCCAGUGUGUAUGUUUUAGGGUUAGGGUGAUUGGAUGAGUAUGUAGGUUAGCUAUGCGUCGAUGUAGCUGUCGCUAUAUAUAUCUAUGCGUGUUUAUAUAUUUGUAUCUACGACAUAUAUUGCAAGUAUGUUAUGUUAUUUGUGUAUCUUCAUUUCAAGUAUUUAUAUGUGUGACAUGAUGUACUUGUAUGUGCGAAUGUACGGAAUAUCAUGUACCAUA
Messenger RNA from Panicum virgatum (switchgrass), 2375 nucleotides. RefSeq lists its product as uncharacterized. The transcript has 7 exons. NCBI's taxonomy places the organism in Eukaryota, Viridiplantae, Streptophyta, Magnoliopsida, Poales, Poaceae. Gene Ontology annotation, molecular function: molybdenum ion binding; catalytic activity; pyridoxal phosphate binding. Bases 583 to 1059 code for a protein of 158 amino acids. The record is from RefSeq and is a predicted model, not a curated record.